UAUCGCGAUCGGGAUUAAAAUCGGGAUCAAAUGUUGUUUAAAUCGUACAUCUCUAAACUUAACUACAAGUAAAUUAAUGCCAGCAAUCAAGACUAAAGUGAGUUUCGUUUUACACAUAUUUUCCCAUAUAUACUAAAUGUUUAUAACAACAUAACGCAUCAAAGAGAGCUUUGCAUAAGUGAUAGUGUCAUCCAACCUAAAGACCCACAUCGAAUUCGGUACAAAAAAGGCAAGCCAAACAACGCGCAAACAAAGUUCGUCAACACAACUGAGAAUUACAUACAUACUGACAUUUGUAUGUUCAGAGAAGUAAGAGUAAAAAUAACAAAAUGAACAGAAAAACAUCAAAACGUCAAAACGGAACGACCCAUGCUAUAAGGGUUUUUCCCCCAGAGUUGGGAAAAAAUCGUCAAAUCACCGAAGAGCAAGCAAAGAGCACUCACCGCUGUGACGAUAAAAAUAGAGUGGCUUAAAACACUGGACAGACUAGUUACCGACGUUAGUGUGGCUGAGAAGACAGGCCAAUAAGUCAAAUGUAAGCAAAGCAAAAUAAACAAAACAAAAACAGCAAAGCCAUAUUAGGUACUACAGGCUUUCGAACCCUUUGGAACAACAAGAAGAUAUAAAAAAGUUUAUUUUUCAACUUCAAAUUUUAUGAGUAAGAAAUUGCAAAAUUUAAACACAAACAAAUUGUUAAGCUUUUUCCGAACGCCGAACGCUGAACGCUGAUCGCGGCGUGUGUAUCAAACAGUACAAAAACAAAAACCAGCAACGAUUAUAGCCACGUGAGCGCCAAUAGCGAUGAGUAAGGAGUGUAAGGUGUGCUGGUUGUGAGCGCACUCGCAAACGAUUGAGCUGCGCUCACAGCUGGAGCGAUUUGGAGCAACAAAGCGAUUGGGUUUGGUCGCCAGCCUGCCGAUCGUGCGCUCAUCUCAUGAGCGGCAUUAUAAUAUUUGUAUGUUAACUAAAUAUGACUAGCUUCGACUUGCUGUUUGACGGCGACCGAUCGUUGCGACUUCAAUGCGCUUUUGCGGUCGCGGUCACAGCCACGGGCGGCCAACAAUAAACAGUACCGCGGGAGACGUUAGGAAGAAAACACUGAAACACGCUGAACUCGUCGUCGUUUAGCGGAGACCACAGUUUGAACGACGAUUAUAUAAAAAAAUUAAGAAAGAGAACAGACAAUAAAUAAAUAAUUAAAAUAAUAUUAAGUCUAUAAACGCAAUAAACGCGCAUAUUUAUCAAGCACAACACGGCUACGCUACGGUACAGUUUCGGGUUGCGGAAAUGUGUUCAAAAACCGUAAUCAAUAAAAUUUAAAUUUCAUAAAGACGGCGAAGGCGAUACGAAUGCUCAUAGCGAAAGGGGAGUGCAAUCAAAUUUAUGUUUUUUUUGUAAUUUUUGGUUUGGCUGAUUACGAGUAAUCAAUGACAUUUAAUGACAAAUACACACACAUAUACAUACAGACAUAUUUUCAUGCGCGAAAAUCAAAAUAAAUACAAAUAAAAUAAAUAAAGCGCAAAGCAACAAAGCUACGAAUCAGCCGCCAAAGUGAAGCAAGAAAGUGUAAAAAUAUGGAAAUUCGUUAUUAAUAUUAUUAAGUAAAUAAAGUAAAAUUAUGAGAUACAGUAGAGAGUAAAAGCAAAUACAACAAAAAUAAAAAUAAUAAAAGAACUUACAAAAAAAGCGGCAGAAACGGGGUAAUGAACACCGAAGUUAAAUAGAAAAAAUAUAUACAACAACAAAAACAAAUUACAACAACAGCAGCAGCAACAACAAUAUAUAAGAACAACAAAAGAAAUUUGCAAAAAAAACGGCAGAAAUAAAAGAAAUAAAUAACGAUGUCGUCAAGAAAAAAUACAACAACAACAACAGCAACAAAUAUACUAAAAUAACUUGCAAAAAAGCAGCAAAAAAAGCAAUAAAUAACGAAAUCGAAAAGAAAAAAUACAACAACAAAAUAUAAACACAACAACAAUAAAAAUAUACUACAACAAUAAAAACUUACAAAAACAGCAAUAAAAACAAAUAUACCGGAAUCGCCAGCGAGAUAACGUUCAAAAUUGUCUAGCGACGACUGCUGGUCGCUCGACAGUGGCAAAGGGUUGCCAAGCGCCAAAAGGUUCAAUUCAACAACAACAACAACGUCACGCUCAAACAACGCUAAUUAAAUAGAAAAGCAAUAAGCGCAAGCAACAAGUGAGCAUAUGCGAAACGGCAACAACAACAAGGCAGCAAAAUAGAUUAUAUAAGUAAUUUAAUAAUAGCAAAUAGCAGCAGCAACAACAACAACAACAACAAACAAAAGCAACCAAAACGUAUAAGAGUGCAAACAGCGCAACAGUUCUGCGGUCGCAAGUGUGAAAAUGCUGAAAAGCUAAUUACAUACUUAGUAAUAUCAGUGGAACGGGCGUGAGAAGCGUCAAGUCGCAGGCGAAAAAAUCCAGCCAAGUGGCGCAGACGACGAAGAAGCUGGCGAAUACCUAAUUCUCCAGGUGACACGCGAUUUAUUAGCGGUGAAGGUCGGACGCGGUGAGCGGGGGUGUACGUUUGGAGUUUGGUUGGUAAAACAAGUCACCGUGACCGGAGCACGUUGUGGCGAGGUGCAGCUGCUUAAUGUCAUUUGGAAUAAUUUCUGUGUAGCAGCAGCAACAGCAACAAUAAUGACCAUAAUAAUAGUAUAAAAAAGUGAUUACAGCAAUUUUGUGAUAUAAGAAGUUGUGUAAAUGAUGCAUUAUAUAAAAGUGAGGUUAAAUAGGAACUUUUAAUUUUUUUUUUUUUGUAAGUAAAACAAAACACAAAAAAAUAAUUUUAAAAAUAAUAAUAAAAUAAUAACAAUAGCAAAAAAUUAUUAAAAAAAAAUAAUAACAAAAAUAUUUUAAAAAUUAUAAAAAAAUUAUUAAAAAGUUAUAAUAAAAAAAACAUAUAUUUGUGCUUGCGCACGAAAAUUUUCAACCAUCAGUGAUAGCGAAGCUGGCUUACAAUUAUUAAUUGCGUCUUAGAAGCAAGCAAACAAAUAACUAAAACAACUAAAAGUAGAACAUUAAAUAAACGAUUUUUUUGCGCUUAUUUUAAGAAUAAUAUGUUUUCAAAGCGAACUCGGCAAUUAGCAGAUUAAAAGCAAUAAAAAAGUGUGAAAAAAAAUUUAAAAAAAUACAUAAAAAACAAAAAUAAAAUAAUAAACAAUAAUAAUAAAUAUAUCAAUUUGAACUUGAAUAACUGUAAACAAUUGACAUUGGCGCUUGCAACAGCAAAAUAAGCAAUAAUUAACACAAACUAACAACAACAAACGCAGCGAACGCUUACACGUUACUUAGUCAACUAGUCAGUCAGACGAGAGCGCUUUAAGUGUCUAGUCGUACAACAAUAGCAAUACCAGCGCACAAACCGGUUUGCCGAGCAAGGUCAACCGGCUAACGCUGCCAAAUAAAGCGACUAGGAAAGCAAGCGAAAACAAAUCAUUCCAAACAUUUGAACCGUUAAUCAGACUAGAGCAGUAGGCAAACAGACACGCGCUUCCGAAAAAAACAUUAAAUAAAAAUUCUAAAAAAAUUUCGCAAUAAAAUCAAAUGAAAUCAAAUCCUUUGUGACAACCGCCAAAAUGGAUACGACGCUCACCACCUGGUACAGCUGCAAUGAGGAAGCACAAUGUUACGACACAAACAACAACAACAACAGUAGUAACAAUGCGAAAAAUGAGAAUAACAAUAUGUACAACAGUCACAGCAAUAACAAUGACAAUAGCAAUAGCAAUAGCACUAAUUAUGCCAACACAACUGACGCACAAGUCACAUUUAAUCAGCGCAAGACAAGCGAACUACGCCAGACGCGUUUGCAACGUCAGCACGAACAGCUGCAUCACUUGCCGCCGACACAAUUAUUGCAAUCACCUGACACGCUAGGUAGAAAUCAAACUCCGGUGACACAAAGUGCACAACACGCGAACGGUGAGAAGUCGCGUUCACCCAACUUAGCGCAGCGUUUGACACGACGCAAGCGUCUACAACGACAAAAACCUACCGAACUGGACGAUGCCGAUUUUGCCUACGCCGCCGAUCUGGAAGAGGAGGAUGAAGAAGAGGACCAAGUGUUGAAACAGCAAUCACCAGCGUCCAACAUGUUCAGUGUGACGCCGCUGAUGGAGACAAUGUGCACGGCAGAGCUACAGGCACCCCCGUUUGCACAGAAGCAUUUGAGCCACUUCCAGCAGCAACAUCAUAGUACACCAUUCGAUGGACAGCCAUCAUCCUUGCCCAAUUGCUUUGCAACCGCCGGUUCGAUCAGCACUUACCACCACCAACAUCAACAUCACCAUCAUCAUCAACAUCAACACCAACAACAUCAACAUCAAAUGCAUCAGCAUCAUAUACGUGAGCGCCGUCUUAAGCAUGAGGAGUCCUUCGAUUCGUCGACUACCACAACAACCAACACCACCGAUACACCGGCCAGUCCGGCUAGUCCAUCGUUGCGUCGCCAUCAUUUUGCCAUGUUGAAGCGUGAUAAUUCCACACACUCGGAGUCUUCGAGUCGUUAUUCGAGUGUGGAUAGUUUAUUGGAGGCGCGCAAACCCGAUCCAGAAGCUAUAUUAAUCAAUUUGGGUUUCGGUCCGAUCGAUUCGGAGGAUAUACUCUCACGCAUACCGAAACGUUUUCUCAAGCCAUCACAGGUGCGCGGCAUCGACACAGAAGCUUUCAUACGUCGCCUGCAAUUGGCCAGCAAUCUUGCCGAUCACAGCGUGCUGGGCUAUCGUGGUCUUACCGGUAAUCCGGAUAUACCGCCAUCGCGUAUUGUCGCUAAAAUUAUGCAACGUUUCGAGGUGAAUGAGCGCAAAAAGUCAAUGGGCUCCAUUGAGCACACUAUUUGACAGCGUUCAGUAUCGUAUAUGCCGGAAUUCAUUCGUUCUCACCAGUGCCAAAUAAGUACUUUUAUGAUUUAACCGAGCUGAAUAUGUUGUAACUAAAUUAAUAAUAUUUUUAUCAAAUAAUAUAUCACUUAAAUAAUUUUAAAUAA
Bactrocera oleae (olive fruit fly) is the source of this 5010-nucleotide messenger RNA. It is a transcript of the gene olf186-M, whose product is annotated as Ki-ras-induced actin-interacting protein-IP3R-interacting domain olf186-M. NCBI's taxonomy places the organism in Eukaryota, Metazoa, Arthropoda, Insecta, Diptera, Tephritidae. The record is from RefSeq and is a predicted model, not a curated record. Gene Ontology annotation, molecular function: signaling receptor binding.